Molecule: messenger RNA, 968 nt
Organism: Pungitius pungitius (ninespine stickleback)
Lineage: Eukaryota; Metazoa; Chordata; Actinopteri; Perciformes; Gasterosteidae
Product: ferritin, middle subunit
Exons: 4
Coding region: 221-751 (176 amino acids)
Biological process (GO): iron ion transport; intracellular iron ion homeostasis
Cellular component (GO): cytoplasm
Molecular function (GO): ferric iron binding; ferrous iron binding
Source: RefSeq, a predicted model, not a curated record
GCGCGGCCAGUGCCAUUUCACACCAGGGAAGAAAAGCCACUCGGAGUUCUUGCUUCAACAGUGUUUGAACGGAACUUCAGCCUCGUCCCGAGAACUACUUCAUCCACUCUGCAUUCCGGGCUCCACAAACCUUCACUACUUGAACACCACCGAGAAAGUCGCCGUUAAGCUCUAUUUUUUUGUACCGUUUUCCUAAGAAAAAACAAACUCACCAGCUAAAAUGGAGUCUCAGGUGCGUCAGAACUUCCACCGCGACUGCGAGGCCGCCAUCAACCGGAUGGUGAACAUGGAGAUGUCCGCCUCCUACACCUACACCUCCAUGGCCUUUUACUUCUCCCGUGACGAUGUGGCCCUCAAAGGCUUCGCUCACUUCUUCAAGGAGAACAGCGAUGAGGAGAGGGAGCACGCUGAGAAGCUGAUGGCCUUCCAGAACAAGCGGGGAGGCCGCAUCUUCCUGCAGGACGUCAAGAAACCAGAACGUGAUGAGUGGGGCAGCGGACUGGAGGCCAUGCAGUGUGCCCUGCAGCUGGAGAAGAAGGUCAACCAGGCCCUUUUGGACCUACACAAACUAGCGUCUGAGCAUGGAGACCCUCAUAUGUGCGACUUCCUGGAGACCCACUACCUGAACGAGCAGGUGGAGGCCAUCAAGAAGCUAGGCGACCACAUCACCAACCUCUCCCGCAUGGACGCCAACAAAAACAAGAUGGCAGAGUACCUGUUUGACAAGCACACCCUGGAGGAAAAGGCAUAAACAGGAGUGGAAACGCACCCUUCUGCUCAUAAGAGUACAUUUCAUUCUAAAUCUAAUCUUCAAAUCAAGUUGAUGGUUUCUUGAUGUAAUUUACGAGUGACUCUGUAUAAGGUGAUGACUUUCCUCAUUACCUAUAAAUCUCCUCGUAUGAUGUGUAAAGAACUGUUUUGACUGGUUGUUUCUGAUCUGUUAAUCUGAAUAAACAUUUUGAGCUGGA